Ambispora gerdemannii is the source of this 549-nucleotide messenger RNA. The record is from the annotation of a GenBank genome assembly. Lineage: Eukaryota; Fungi; Glomeromycota; Glomeromycetes; Archaeosporales; Ambisporaceae.
AUGUCACUUUGUGCCUUAAUCUCUGAAUAUUUGGACUGGUAUGCUAAAUUGAUUGAAGUACCAAGUUCUUUGACUGAUAAAAUUCGUUUGAUCUUAUAUAGAGCAUAUACGGAAGAGACUGAGCUCGAUCCCUGGGUAAAGCCUGAAUCUUCACGAAUCGAAAAGGAUGCUAAUGAUCAUAUCUUACAGGACAGUUUACCGGAAACUCAGAUAGUAUUACCAAAUAAAAUUUACACCUCCUCAAUUUCCAAGACUGAUCCAAACAAAAAUUGUCUUUAUCAGUAUGUCAUCGAACAUGGAAUAAAUCCCAAAGAAUUUUCGACCAUUAUAGAGACUGAGAAAAAUAGGUGGACCAUGGGAUGUUUUCGUGGGGAUUUGGAAAGAAAUAUACAUUUCUAUCGUGGUGGAAUAGAAAGAAAAGAAGACUCUAGAAAAUAUCAUAAAUUUUUAACAGAUUGGGAGAGACUGAUUGGUAAAGAGUUAUUACGUCAAGGUAUACUAGAAAGUGGUUUGAGUACUACAUGGCUCAAUGAUCUUAUGGAAGAAUGA